AUGUCUGUUGAUCAACCAAUAUUAAAAGAUAAAUCAUUCUUUACAAGAUUGAACGAUUUAACGUUAACUCCAUAUAUAUGUUUAGCUAACGCAGCAUGCAUUUUAGCAUCACCGCUAAUAUCGCCAGCUAAAAAGUUAGCGACAUCAGCUAUACCACAAGAGUCACAUAGAACAAUGUUGCCCUCAAGUACCACUCGAGUACGUGGAAUAUUCAAUGGUAGGAGGAAGCAUGUCGGAUUGACGACAAGAAACGCUUUACUCUUCGGUAUUGCCAACUUGGCUGGGUCAUGGAUGAUAUAUGAUGAUGAUAUAGAAGAUGGUAGCGGUUUUCUAAUGGCUUGGUCAACUUUAUUUCUAAUAGUUAAUGGUAGAUCAUCAUUAACUGCCUUAAAAUACAGAAUGGUGUGGCCUUUGAUGCUAAGUACGAUGGCCGUAACUAAUGUCGGUCUCUACGGUAGACGUUUCAUUACAAGUUCAUUCAAAUAA
Maudiozyma barnettii is the source of this 486-nucleotide messenger RNA. RefSeq names its product Aim19p (gene AIM19). The record is from RefSeq and is a predicted model, not a curated record. The transcript has a single exon. NCBI's taxonomy places the organism in Eukaryota, Fungi, Ascomycota, Saccharomycetes, Saccharomycetales, Saccharomycetaceae. Gene Ontology annotation, cellular component: mitochondrion. Bases 1 to 486 code for a protein of 161 amino acids.